Messenger RNA from Talpa occidentalis (Iberian mole), 1927 nucleotides. RefSeq names its product lipopolysaccharide binding protein (gene LBP). The coding region runs from base 29 to 1471 and encodes 480 amino acids. Gene Ontology annotation, molecular function: lipopolysaccharide binding. NCBI's taxonomy places the organism in Eukaryota, Metazoa, Chordata, Mammalia, Eulipotyphla, Talpidae. Gene Ontology annotation, biological process: macrophage activation involved in immune response; innate immune response; positive regulation of macrophage activation. The record is from RefSeq and is a predicted model, not a curated record. The transcript has 15 exons.
AGUCCGGCCGCCUCACUGAGUAGCCAGGAUGGGGGUGUCAGCUGGAUCCCUGCAGUCCCUGCUGCUGGCAGCACUGCUCACAUGCACCCCUGGAGCCCUGGCUGCCAGCCCUGGCCUGGCCGCCCGGAUCACUGACAAGGGCCUGGAGUACGCGGCCAAGGAGGGGUUGGAGGCCCUGCAGAGCAAGCUGUACAAACUCAUGCUGCCUGACUUCACGGGGGACUUCAAGAUCAAAUACAUCGGCAAAGGCAACUAUGAGUUUCGCAGUCUGCAAAUCCACAGCUGUGAGCUGCGGGGUUCCUCUCUGAAACCCCUCCCUGGCCAGGGCCUGGCUUUCUCCGUCUCCAACUCCAACAUCAGGGUGCAGGGCAGAUGGAAGGCGCGCAAAUCUUUCGUGAGACUACAAGGGUCCUUUGAUUUGCAGGUCAAAGGCAUCUCCAUUUCCUUCAACCUUCUCUUGGGCAGUGAUUCUUCUGGGAGACCCACGGUCACUGCCUCCAGCUGCAGCAGCCACAUCAGGGAUGUGGAUGUGCAUGUGUCAGGAGACGUGAGCUGGCUACUGAAUCUCUUCCACAACCAGAUCGAAUCCAAGUUCCGACGAGUACUGGAGAGCAAGAUUUGUGAAUUGAUCCAGAAAUCAGUGACCUCUGACCUACAGCCUUAUCUCCAGACUCUGCCAGUCUCAGCAAAGAUUGACAGUUUCAUCAGUAUUGAUUACAGUUUAAUGGAGGCACCAAGGGCAACAUCCCAGUCACUGGACUUGAUGCUUAAGGGUGAAAUUUUUCACCGUGAUCACCACUCCCGAGUUGCUCUCCUUCCUCCAGUUAUGAACCUUCCUGAGGAACACAGCAGAAUGAUCUACUUUACCAUCUCUAAUUAUGUCUUCAACACAGCCAGCCUGGUGUAUCAAAAGGCAGGAUACCUGACCUUCUCCAUCACAGAUGACUUGAUUCCACCUGACUCUAACAUCCGAUUGACCACCAAGUCCUUCCGUUCCUUUGCCCCUCGGUUAGGCAGGCUGUACCCCAACAUGAACUUGGAGCUCCAGGGAGCAGUUGCCUCUGCCCCAUUACUGAACUUCAGCCCUGGGAAUCUGUCCUUGUCCCCCGAGAUAGAGAUUGAUGGCUUUGUGCUGUCGAACACUGGCCGGGUGCCUGUCUUCAAGCUUGGUGCGGCCACUAAUAUAUCUGCCACAUUGACCUUCAACACCAACAAGAUCACUGCAUCCCUAAAGCCAGAGCAGAUACAUGUGGAACUGAAAGAAUCUAAAGUUGGAGCAUUCAAUGUGGAGCUGUUGGAGGCAUUACUCAACUACUACAUUCUCAACAACAUUUACCCCAAGGUCAACGAGGUGUUGGCAAAUGGUUUCCCACUCCCUCUGCUAAGCCACAUUCAACUCUACGACCUUAUUCUUCAGAUCCGCAAGGAAUUCCUGUUCUUGGGUGCUAACGUCCAGUACAUGAGUGUUUGAGAGCAAGGAACAAGAAGGACUUGGCAGCCGCAGCGAGAUCAGCGAGUUGCAUUUCCAGAUGUGCAGCAUAUCACAGAUGUUGGGGGAUGAAGAUGUUCCUCCUCCGCCUGCCUUGCGCCCCUCUCCUGCUCUUCAGAACACUUGCCCACCCUCUCUGUGCCUCUGGGUUUACCUGCUCUACUGCAAUGGACCGUCCUCCCCCACUGGCCUGUGAUGUCUCUAAGGGAGGCACCAUCUUGUUCUGUUCACAUCUGACCCCCAUGCCUAGCAGAGGAUCCCCAAUAAAUUGUCGUUGAUGUUACAGUGAAGGAACCACCUGCUACUCUAGCUGAACCUCUUUCUUUACUAUACACCCUCUCCUGGCCUAAGGGGUUUGGGGAUAGGCAGACCCAUCUGUGGUCUCCAAGGCUCCAGCUGGACCACAAACCCCUUCCCCGUGGGCCAUGGAAACCUCUA